Messenger RNA from Botrytis byssoidea, 270 nucleotides. RefSeq lists its product as uncharacterized. The record is from RefSeq and is a predicted model, not a curated record. The transcript has 2 exons. Lineage: Eukaryota; Fungi; Ascomycota; Leotiomycetes; Helotiales; Sclerotiniaceae. Bases 1 to 270 code for a protein of 89 amino acids.
AUGAACCGAUCAUCAUUCGAAAAGUCAACAUACAAAGCAACAACUCCAGGCAGAAUGAGAAUUUCUGUUCUUAGAACAACUUUAUGUUUCACCUUCCUCGGUAAGAGUCUUGGAGCUGGGGCUAGAUAUUGCAAAGAUUUGAAUACGGUGGGAAUUUGCUUUGAUGUUGAUCUCGCCGCCGGUUAUUGUAGAAAUGUUGACCUCAGUGUAAACGAUCAAACAAACUCCGUUCAAAAUGGCGGUGGACAUCGAAAACGGAAAUUGUGGUAG